Messenger RNA from Electrophorus electricus (electric eel), 1689 nucleotides. It is a transcript of the gene ccn5, whose product is annotated as cellular communication network factor 5. Gene Ontology annotation, biological process: signal transduction; positive regulation of cell differentiation; cell adhesion. Gene Ontology annotation, cellular component: extracellular matrix; extracellular region. The record is from RefSeq and is a predicted model, not a curated record. Gene Ontology annotation, molecular function: integrin binding; heparin binding. Lineage: Eukaryota; Metazoa; Chordata; Actinopteri; Gymnotiformes; Gymnotidae.
CAUGCUCAGGCCUGCCCAGUGAACAGAGGCCCCACUAGCUCAGCACACUUGAAGUGGAACACCAUCUUGGGUGGGAUGGAAACCAGAGUGCAAAGCAAACAUGCUCUACUACCAUGGGCACUGAUGUUCCUAUGCUCCAAGGUGUACUGUCAGCAAUGUAACAGCCCAUGCCUAUGCCCCAGCUUGGCAGCCAGCUGCCCUGAUGGCAUCCCUCUUGUGCUAGAUGGGUGUGGGUGCUGCCAGGUGUGUGCCAGGCAGAAGGGUGAGGCAUGCACCCAUGUGCACCUGUGUGAUCAGCAGCGUGGCUUGCAGUGUGACUACAGCACUAGCUUUCCCGGAGACCCAGGAGAGUGUGUUAGUCAAGAGGAGCUGGGCUGUGAGCUGGAUGGAGUUUCCUAUCAGGAGGGUGAGGUGUUUCUCCCGUCUUGUGCCAUACAGUGCCGCUGUGUGGGUGGCGGCAUGACCUGUGUGCCCAGGUGCAGUGAGGACAUCCUUUUGCCCACCCCAGACUGCCCUCAUCCUCAGAGAGUCCAGCUGCCAGGAAAGUGCUGUAAGGAGUGGGUGUGUGACAACUUGGACAUCAAUGUGCUUCAGGAUGCACAAACAGUUUACAGCAUUGACCAACCAUUGGCUUCCCGCCUGGAUUACCAAGCCAGCCCUAGCUCAAACUGCAUAGAACAAAGCACAGAGUGGAGCGCCUGCUCACAUACCUGUGGUCAGGGCCUAUCCACACGCAUGUCCAACAAGAACCCAGCCUGCAGGCAAGAAAUGCAGAUCAGGCUCUGUAAGGCCCGCCCCUGCCACACCUUUCCUCGUCUCACUUUUAAGUGGCUGAGGAGAUGCCAGUCGAGCUACAAGUCAGAGAUUCCUGUGCGGCUGCUGUACUGGGGCUGCUACAGCAUGCAUUUCUACCGCCCACGCUACUGUGGCACAUGUACCGAUGCGCGCUGCUGUACCCCACACCGCACCCGCACUGUCGCAGUCACCUUCCGUUGCCAGGGGGGAUGGCUGCUCCGCCAGGAUGUCAUGAUGAUUGACUCUUGCAUCUGCCAUCAUAACUGCCCCUACUCUCCAUUAACUGCUCUCUGGGGCUAGAGACUCAUCAUGCACUGAUUUUACGCAUAGCCCCAUUUCCUACUUCUGCCAGAUGAGUAGUUUAGUUUCCUCAUGCAGUUAGGACAGGUUGCAAGUUUUGUUUUAAGCAAUAGAAGAAUAGCACUUUACACAUACCACCCUUUUUUUAUGAAUUGACUGUAAAAUAAUCUUCACCAUGAAGAUCUAGCAUACAGGUUGGGAUAUGGGUUCAUUUAGACAGGAUAGGCUUCUUAAGACUGUCUGGCCCAUCCUGCACUUAACGCCUAUGUAUAUAAAAUUAGCCCUUUCAUGUGGUUGAAACUUAUUUUGCCAAGAAUAUGAAAGAACAAUGACAUGGUAGCUUAUAAAGAUAUUUUAUUUGUUUGUUCUGUUGAUUUUUAUGAUAGCGACUAUUACUUUGAAUUACUGCCUACAGCUACCAUAUAGACUAGUACCUCUUGGUAUUUUAUUGAAGUUUGAUGCUACCUGCAUGAAUGUUGCUGUCACUUACUGUCCCUAAAACUGACAAAGGACAGUAAGGACCUGCUUACUGCACAUUUUACAAAUGUUCUGUUGUAUUUUUACUUAUGGUCUGGAUUAAAUAAAAAAUAAAAA